AUGGAGAUGGUGAAGACGCCUUGCCAUGCUAGCAGUCAGCAGCUGUGCGUCACUGCAAGGGAAGGAUGUCUGGAAGGACAUUCUGCUGUCUGGAUUCUUCUUGCCAUAGUUGCCUCGGGGUGUUUUGAAGUCUUAUGCAUCUAUUGUCAGUCAGGCCACAUUGAAGAGCCUUAUGUCAGCAUCACCAAGAAGCGACAAAUGCCAAAAAAUGGCCUCUCAGAGGAGAUUGAGAAGGAAGUGGGCCAGGCAGAGGGCAAGAUGUUCACCCACCGAUCUGCAUUCAGCCGGGCAUCAGUGAUCCAGGCUUUCCUAGGCUCAGCCCCCCAGCUGACCCUGCAGCUAUAUAUAAGCACCUUGCAGCAGGACAUCACUGUUGGAAGAAGUGUCUGCAUGUUACUAUCCCUAUUGUCCAUUGUGUAUGGAGCCUUGCGCUGCAACAUCCUAGCCAUCAAGAUCAAGUAUGAUGAGUAUGAUGUAAAAGUGAAGCCUCUGGCCUAUGUCUGCAUCUUUCUCUGGAGGAGCUUUGAGAUUGCCACUCGAGUCAUUGUCCUGGUCCUCUUUACAUCUGUCCUGAAGGCCUGGGUGGUACUGGUAAUACUCAUCAACUUCUUCAGCUUCUUCUUAUACCCCUGGAUCCUCUUCUGGUGCAGUGGUUCCCCAUUUCCUGAGAACAUCGAGAAGGCCCUCAGUCGAGUGGGCACCACCAUCGUGCUGUGCUUCCUCACCUUACUUUAUGCCGGCAUCAACAUGUUUUGCUGGUCAGCUGUGCAGCUGAAAAUCAACAGCCCCGACCUUAUCAGCAAGUCUCAGAACUGGUACCGGCUACUGGUGUACUACAUGCUGAGAUUCAUUGAGAACUCCUUCCUCCUCCUUAUGUGGUAUCUUUACAAGACUGACAUCUAUAUGUAUGUGUGUGCACCUCUGUUGAUUUUGAAGUUGCUCAUUGGGUAUUGCACAGCCAUUCUAUUCAUGCUGGUAUUCUAUCAGUUCUUCCACCCUUGCAAAAAGCUCUUUUCCUCCAGUGUUUCUGAAAGCUUUCAGCGGUGGCUAAAAUGUAUUUGCUGUCACUGCCGGUGGCAGAAAUCCUCAGAUUCUGUGGGAAAGACAGAUGUAAGGUCAUCCGGAGACAGAGAUGAAACACCUUCUAGUAGUAAAAUAAGUUCUAUGCCUAGCCAGAUCUUGAAUGCUGAUGAUCUCUGCUCUGCUUAAUAGGACCUGAGUUUCUUGGGCCAAAGACAUAUUGUUUUUUGGGUUGAUUACUAUUCUUCAUACAAGUGAUGAGCCCCACACAGUAAACAAAGCAGGAAGUUAGCUCUCACCUCCUUGUGAGUUACUCCCAUUUAGAGAAUACUUGGGUGUGUGAGAACUAUGGAGAGAAGCCAGGGAAACUUCUGAGGGUUAGAGGAGCAGUCUAAGGCACCACCAUUCACAGUUGACCAUGUUCACCCAGGCAUUACUGUGUAUGUGUGUGUGUGUGUGUGUGUUUUUCACUGACAAAGUACUCAUGAUAUCUGAGUUGAGCUGGUUAGAUUUAUAAUGAGCACAGGGGCUUUCUUAUUUUCUAGUUUUCUAGACUUCUAGUCUGUGUAGCCUAAUUUUUUUAUUAUCCCUGAGCAUAGUUUGCAUCCAAGAGCUGGCUUGAUGAUCAGCCAGCUGUGACUGUGUUUUGCCAUUGGCAACAUCAUUACUGUCAGAGUUUUCAGAGAGGGCUGUUCAAGUUUCAGUUUUGAAUAGACAGGUGUUUCAUUUUCAUUUCAUUAGGGCUCUUUUUAUAUAACCAACUGUAGCCAUCUUGGUCUGCUAUCUCUAAUUGAUUUAAAAGUCUAGAUUUGGAGACUUUAUACCCAAAGAUCCAUGGAUACAACAUUGAAUUCUAAAUUUCAUUAUGGAAGCCCUAGAAUUUUAGGAAAGUUAUGCGUUCCUUCAAUAUGUUGAAGUUCUGGAACAAGAGGGUUGUUAAAACAUCAAAAUUAUGUAGGCUUUUGUAAGCAGAAUUCUUAACUUCUUGGGAAGGUUGAAGAUGUGAAUCAGUAAGAAGGUAGGCUUAAACCUCUUCAAGGUUUAGUCCUGUCCUACAAUUCUGGGGAAUUUCUAGUAGAAUUUGCUAGGAUUUGCCUUCUUAAGAAAGAAGAAAAUAAAACUCAUAGUCUUUACUCCACUUCUUCCUUACCUGUUAGGAAAUUUGAAGACAAUAUGUACUUUGGUUAGGUUAAAAAAAAGUUAUUUUGGUUAAGUUUUUCUAGAAAACUCUACAGAAAUCUUUCAUCUACACAGGUAUAUAGGACAUUUCAUUUUUUAUUAGUUGAAGGAAAAAGGAUUAUUUUUUCUCCCCCCAAGUUAGAUGUUGACUUCAGAAACUUAAAUUAUAGAAAGUGAUGAAAUGACCAGAAGAUAUUUGUCUUUAACUGAAUGCAUUUUGAUUUGGUGUUGUUAUUAUUUAAUUUGUACAAGAUCUCCAAUUUUAUCCUUCUAUACUCUCCGAUCUUCAGUAUAAUUUCUGAAUCCUAUUUGCUUCAUAAAAGGAUUGUGUAGGAUAUCCUUAGUUGUCUUGGGAAAAUGCCUGGAUUUAAUGCCCACCAUAAGAACCUUGAUAAUGAAAUACCUAGAAGCAGGUGACCUGUCAUUAAGUAGGCUGUACAUUACAGGUCAAUCAGAGUUGACAGUCUAAAUACUUGGCUGAACUUUCUGACCAAUCCAGAUUCUAAUGGGCAGACUCUGAGGGGACAAGUUAAAAAUGGUUAGUUUGAGCAGGAAUAGUUGUCAGAAUUAUACAGGGAUGGAAAGACUGGUACUUCCCAGCCUUGGUUUGGAAGCUUGUCUUCAAAUACAUUUUAAAUCAUUUCAAUGUAGAAAAUAGGUAAGCAUUUUUGAGUGAUCUCAAAUCAAACUAACAGUGAUGGCCUGUCAGAUUCUCAAAGCCCAAUUAUAAGCCACUUAUAUCAGGACAAAGAAGUUUGGUAACUAAAUUGGACAUUUUGUCAUCUUUAAGCCUUAUAUACAGAUACCCUUGCUUUGGGGCCAUGUGUGUCCAUUCAUUUUGGGGGAGAGAAACCACUAAUUUUUUUUCUGUAGGGUGAAAAUUUGUCAUGGUGAACUGAAAUGGUAAAAUUAUAGUUCAUACUGCAGAUCUAGGUUGACCUAAAACAAAAAAACCAGCAGAUUCCCUCACAUGUUGAGAGUUAAAAUGUGGUUUUCAGUUAGAAUUCCAAUUUUAAAAACUCUCAAUGCUUUGUCUAAAUUAUAUGCCACAACUUGUCAUGACAGCUGCUCCAGUUGAAUUAUUAUGAUUUCACUCGUUAGAAGUGAAGUAUUUCCCCAAAAUAUAUUGAAAUAAGAUCUUCAAACAUAUUUAGACUUUCUUCAUUACUGGAGACAGUGCAGUAUAGAGAUUGGCAUCUCCUUGUUAAGCCCUACAACUGCUUUAUGCUUCACUUUCCUUAUCUACCAAAUUUGGAUGAUAUACUUGCCCAGCCUACCUCACAAGGUUGUUGAAAAGAUCAAAUUAGUUAUAGAUUCGGAAAUAUUUUUAAAGUGCCAUGUAUAUUGAAGGAGUUUUAUUAUAGUUAUUCAAAUCCAUAAACAGGUUAUUAUUAUUUUUUUACUGUUAGAAAAGAAACAACAUCAUCCACAUGAGUGUCUCUAGUAAAUAUGUUGGCAUUUGGACUUAUGGAAGGGCAAGUGUAAAUUGCCUUUACUUUUGGGGAAAACUCAGCCCUUGCCCAUCUCUUACCAUUAGUUACUUACAAAAAUUCUCACACAGUUCUUGGAGUGAAAAGGCCCACUGCAACCUGAGAAAUUGUUUUUGAUGGCAGAUGAGUAUCAUUUUUGUAUCUUAUCAUCUUUCAUAAGGGACAUGAUAGUCUCUUUUGGUAAUUUACAACUUGAGUGCUUGAGAUCCUGCUCCACUUUAACUGAAUGUGGGUUUAAUCUUUUCAGCCUUGUAAAUGGGAAAAUGCUGCAUUUCCUUGGAAACCACCUUGGAAAAUUAGUGCUAAUGUUAUAUGUGAAUGUGUCAGUACUUCUCAGCCAGUAAAUUGUGAAUGUGAGUUUUAUAGGCUGCUUCUCUGUAGCCAUUGAUGCUAAUAAAUGUUGUUUAUGUUUCUUCAUUUAAUAAAUUACUUUUGCAAUUUC
Molecule: messenger RNA, 4131 nt
Organism: Myotis davidii
Lineage: Eukaryota; Metazoa; Chordata; Mammalia; Chiroptera; Vespertilionidae
Gene: XK
Product: X-linked Kx blood group
Exons: 5
Coding region: 1-1209 (402 amino acids)
Cellular component (GO): membrane
Source: RefSeq, a predicted model, not a curated record